UUACCAGGCAGACAGCCUUUCCAACAUGGCAGCGUCAAGCAACGCAGAGCAAACGCAGUUGCAAGAUAUGGAGGAGGAAGAUGCAGGGAUGGAGGAGAGGGAGAUGGAAUCGGACGAAGAGGAGGGCAUGGGAGUAGAAAAUUCAGACGAUGAGGAGGACGAUUCGUCUGAAGAUGAGAGGGAAAAUGAAGCCGAAAUCCAGCGUUUGGAGGAGCAGCUGUCAAUCAACGCGUUCGACUACAACUGCCACGUGGAUCUCAUCAAACUACUGAAACAGGAGGGAGAACUUUUCCGACUGCGAAAGGCAAGGCAGAAGAUGAGUGAACUUUUCCCUCUCACAGAAGAGAUCUGGCUGGAUUGGCUCAAGGAUGAGAUCCGUCUGACUGAGGAGGAGCCAAACCGGGAGAAAGUAUAUGAACUUUUUGAGAGAGCUGUAAAAGACUAUAUCUGUCCAGAUAUCUGGCUUGAAUAUGCUCAGUAUUCAAUUGGUGGCAUGGGCUCUCCAGGUGGGAUAGACAAAGUGAGAUCCAUCUUUGAAAGAGCCAUGACAGCUGUGGGACUUCACAUGACCAAGGGACAGACGGUGUGGGAGGCGUACAGAGAGUUUGAAAACGCCAUUCUGUCCACAGUACAGCCUCCACCUGGCAGAAUUCCCAGUCGUGAGGAGCAGGAGCUGCUGAACACUCAGCUUGAGCGAAUCCAUACACUGUUUCGCCGCCAGCUGGCCGUCCCCUUAAUGGACAUGGAAGCCACCUAUGCAGAGUAUGAGGAGUGGGCCGAACAUGGGGUGCCUGAGACGGUCAUACAUCUGUACAAAAAGGCUUUGAAGCAAAUGGAAAAGUGCAAACCUUUUGAAGAGUCUAUGCUGGUAGCAGAACCUCCUAAGCUGUCAGAGUAUCAGACCUACAUUGACUUUGAACUGAAGGAGGGUGACCCAGCACGGAUCCAGAUAACCUUUGAGCGGGCCCUGGCAGAGAACUGCCUGGUACCAGACAUGUGGGCAAAAUACACCACCUAUCUUGAUCGUCAGCUCAAGAUCAAAGACUUGGUUCUUUCUACUCAUGAACGUGCCGUCAGGAACUGCCCCUGGACCAUGGGUCUGUGGAAGAGCUACCUGCUGGCGCUGGAGAGGCAUGGAGCCGAUCAUCAGGUUGUCUCAGAUGUUUUUGAGAAGGCACUAAAUGCAGGUUUCAUUCAAGCUACGGAUUAUGUGGAAAUUUGGCAGGCAUACCUCGACUACCUGAGGAGACGUGUGGAUUUCAGUAAAGAAUCAAGUAAAGAGUUAGAGGAGUUACGAGGAACCUUCUCUCGAUCUCUAGACUACAUGAAACAAGAUGUAGAAGAAAGAUUUGGUGAAAGUGGAGAUCCAUCUUGUAUCAUAAUGCAGAUCUGGGCAAGAAUAGAGGCCCUCCACUGCAAGAACAUGCAAAAAGCCAGAGAACUGUGGGACAGUAUCAUGACAAAAGGGAAUGCCAAAUUUGCCAACAUGUGGCUGGAGUACUAUAACCUUGAAAGGUCUUAUGGAGACCCCGUUCACUGUCGAAAAGCUCUUCACAGAGCAGUUCAGUGCACCUCAGACUACCCAGAGCAUGUGUGUGAAGUCCUGCUCACCUUCGAGAGAGUGGAGGGUUCUCUGGAGGACUGGGAUGUGGCAGUGCAGAAGACAGAGACCCGGCUGAACAGGAUUAAUGAGCAACGAGCAAAGGUGGCUGAGAAAGAAGCCAACCUGGCUCGCCAAGAGGACGAGAGAAAUGAGCAGCGGCGGAAAGCCAAGUCAGACAAGAAGGCUCAGAAGAAGGUCCAGAAGGGCGCUCGAUUCGGGGAGAAGAGGAAAGCAGAACAGGAUGAUUAUCACGACGAAUGGAAUGAAGACUCAGAACAAGCCCCUAAAAGGCACAGAGGAAACGGGGACCAAACCACAGAGGAGUACAUGGAGACAGAGACGGGACUCUUCGGGAGAAACGCUCCUCCCGGCUAUAAGCCCGCUCCACCUGGUGCUAAAAAAGCCCAGCAGGGAGCGGCGGCUGCUGCCCAGAGGCAGAAUGAUGAAAAGCCAGAGCUUCGAAAUGAUAACAGCAGUGUGUUCAUCAGCAACUUGACGUACACCCUGGAGGAGCCUGAGGAAAAGCUCAGGCCGCUGUUUGAGACCUGUGGUCCCAUCAAACAGAUCCGCCCUGUCUUCAGCAACAAAGGGAGCUUCAAAGGUUACUGCUAUGUACAGUUUGAAUCCCAGGUGUCAGUCCCUGAAGCCCUGAAGCUGGACAGAAUGGAGGUGGAGGGCAGGCCCAUGUUUGUGUCACCUUGUGUGGAUAAAAACAAAAACCCUGACUUUAAGGUGUUCAAAUACAACACAGCAAUGGAGAAACACAAAAUCUUCAUCUCUGGGCUGCCGUUCUCGUGCACUAAAGAGCAACUGGAGGAAAUCUGCAAAAGUCAUGGCACCAUCAAAGAAGUUCGUCUGGUCACGUAUCGCUCAGGAAAACCCAAGGGUCUGGCAUAUGUUGAGUUUGCAGAUGAAAUCCAGGCGUCUCAGGCAGUUCUGAAAAUGGACAGCAUGGAAGUAGAGGGCAACAAAAUCACUGUUGCGAUAAGUAACCCUCCUCGCAGAAACAUGAUGGAUAAACCUGGUUCCAGUAGACCCACGACAGACAUGAUGCCUCGCCAGAUCUAUGGAUCGAGAGGAAGAGGACGCACCCAGCUGUCACUGCUCCCUCGUUCACUGCACCGACAAAGUGGGCCUGUUGGCAAAGUUGAGAAUGGAACAGCAGCUGAGCGGGUGCAGGCAACAGCCAGCGCAUCAGUGAACGCAGCUGCAGAGACGAAACCAUUGUCAAAUUCAGACUUUGCCAGGAUGCUUGUCAAUAAGUGAGAAGACGAGCGAGAGAAUUACGACCGCCUUCACACUGAAAGCCAUCUUGUGUCCUUACAAAUUAGUGGUGGUGAUUUUUCUGUAAUUGGUUACCUGACUUCCCUUUAAUCUGAGUCUUUGUUCUCAUCAUCCGUUCUGCGAGAUUGCCUUAAUCGCCAAGCUCCUGCCCUCCAUCUUAAACCCUUUUCAACCAAGACUUUCUCACCAGUGUGACAGAUUGUUUUUGUCAGGUGUGUUUGAAGGUGGCUGGCAGGCUCUUUUAUAAAAGAAAAAGUGUAUCAUAUUUGUGUGUAAAUAUACUGUGUUUAAAAUUGUAAGCCUUAUGUUGCAAGGUGUCUUCUUUUGUUGUGUAAUGUGAAGGGGACCUGACAGAGGCUUAUGGGAGAGUAUUUUUCUAAAUAUUCAAAACAGCCAAACUUGUGAAUGUUGUUAUACAAAAAAAAAAGGGUAUAUGCAAAAGUUUGACAGUUGAGACGUGUAACAUAGUUGGUGUGUGUACAUAAGUUGGAUGUGCUACAGUGAUGAAAAGACAUAUUCUCAAGAUGUUUUUAGGGAACCUGUGAACUUUGUUGUGUAACUUAUUUUCACCUCUGAGGACACAGCUAACAAGGCUAGCAAAGAUUUUUUCUGACUGUAUACUAUUGCUAAAUCAUUAUUUUUGCAUAAUACCAUCUGAGUUACCAUCUGCUAGUAAUCAUCAGUAUUGUGAUGCUAUGAGUCCCCUGAGAGGGUCCGGCAAAUUAGUAUUAGUUAACUGGCUUUAUCUUGGCCUGAGGACAUGUCAUGUCACACUGCUAACAAGUGAUAUUGAGUAUUUACAGAGUAUACUGUCUUAUGAUUUAUCUGUUUUCAUACUUAACUAUUAUCACUGAUAAUGUGGCCUGUCUGUUCAGGGUAAAAACAUCCAUCAUCCAGUCGCUGAAGUUACACAUCAGUCUGAUUUAUGUGUUGGGAAUGAAAUAGAGAUUCAGAGGGAAAUUAACUACAUUCCCUUCAUCUUUUAAUAUUAGUGCACAUGUAAGCAGGGUGUUAAUGAUGCUGAAGGAAUGUGUCUCAUCUGCUGCUUUGGGGGCUGGUCACAUCCCGACUAAAGAGUAUGUUCUUUUGUUUGGUUUAUAGAAAGUGUUUCCAGUGGUUUUGAUAUUCAACUUCACACAAAAGCUAAUCAUCCCAGCACACUGGAGCUGCAAAGAUUAGUCGAUUGACAAAAAAUUAAUUAGAAACUGUUUUGAUAAUUAAUCCUUUAAGUCCAUAUUUAAGGGAAACUUCAAAGAUGAUGUUCCAGUGUCUCAAAUGUGACAUUUGUUUGGUUUUCCUUUUCUUACAUUAUGGUAAAUUUAAUGUAUUCAGGACAAUUGAUAUGACAAACAAGACAUUUGUUGACCCGACGCUCGAGGAGCUUUUCAGUGUUUUUCAGUUUUCAAAGUUUCGUAGAUCAAACAAUUAACUGAGAAAAUAUUAGCAGAUUCAUCUAUAAUAAUCAUUAUUUGCUGCCCUGAAGCAGUUCUUUGAUGUAAGAACACAUUCAUUAGUUUUGGGUGUUGAAAAGAGAUUAUAACCAUAAAUGUUAGAGAGUACAUGUGGACAGUAGUCGUACAGUUUUAUAGAUGUGGUGCGUUCAGUAGAGCUAGUUUCACCCUCUGAGCUGCAGUUAUCUGACAGCUAAGAGGCUACUGCUGUUGUCAUCUACACAUUUUAUUUAGGUCUGCAGCUCCUUUCGACACAAGAGAAGAGAAUCUAUGCAGUUUGUCCAUUUCUGUUUUUCCUGUUAGGAGUCAACCAUUUGUCCACCGGCCCACUCGCCCUGUUUGCAUAGUUAAGACUGUGUGUAAUGUUCAGUAUCUUAAUUUCAAAGAGGUCACCAUAGUUUGUAAUAAAUAGAAAUCUAAGUUUAAAAACAGAUGGAAUACAAGCUAUACAUAUUGCUCUCACCAAAGUGGCCUGAUAUUAAAAAAAAAAAAAAAAAAAAUCUGAAUAUGUUGGUCUUUAGAAGUCACCUUCCACCUUCCUAAAGGUGGUAUGAGUGCAUUGCUGUUGUUUUGUAUAAUUUCUAUAGUCAAUGUUUUGAAUUUGGUAUAGAGGUGAAUAAUAAAUGGCUAUUUUUCUGUUCAGUCACUGUAUUUAUUUUCCUGUUUGUUUCAUUGUCUAGCCUUUUCUACCCUUGUGUUUUGGGUCCUGUAAGAAAAACAAACAAGUUAUGUCAUGUUUUUUUCUGCUCUAAAACUUGUUUUAAUAAAGUUCUGUAAAUCAUCUUUGAUCCCAGUACGACA
Seriola aureovittata is the source of this 5139-nucleotide messenger RNA. RefSeq names its product spliceosome associated factor 3, U4/U6 recycling protein (gene sart3). Gene Ontology annotation, molecular function: RNA binding; protein binding. The transcript is spliced from 19 exons. The record is from RefSeq and is a predicted model, not a curated record. Bases 26 to 2869 code for a protein of 947 amino acids. NCBI's taxonomy places the organism in Eukaryota, Metazoa, Chordata, Actinopteri, Carangiformes, Carangidae. Gene Ontology annotation, biological process: RNA processing.